Petromyzon marinus (sea lamprey) is the source of this 1390-nucleotide messenger RNA. RefSeq names its product ras-related protein M-Ras-like. Gene Ontology annotation, molecular function: GTPase activity; GTP binding. Gene Ontology annotation, biological process: signal transduction. The record is from RefSeq and is a predicted model, not a curated record. Gene Ontology annotation, cellular component: membrane. NCBI's taxonomy places the organism in Eukaryota, Metazoa, Chordata, Hyperoartia, Petromyzontiformes, Petromyzontidae.
GAGCUAACCCCAUCCGCCCGCCCAUGAACCCACCCACACCGUGAAUAAUUGCUACUUCGUAUACUUAUUUAACGCAAUCACACACUUUGUCGACGUAGUUUUGUCACAAGCGAGGGUGAAUGUCGCCCGAGCUAGCCAGGAAUGAGCCGAGGCGGCAUCGGCUGGAGGUCAGGGACCGAGAUUUGAGAGCGCAGUUCGGUGAGGAGUUGACAACAGCAGGGGCUGGAGAAUAACCAACUUCUGGGAGAGUUGCGACAGCAGAAGGCGAGUCUGGCCACUACGGGUGACCUGCACAGUGCCAGGUCAGCCACCGUCGACGAAGCCACCUGCUGGUGGCCACGAUUGUGGUCCAUUGAGUGAAGUCCUGCACUUAUGGCCAGCGGUGGAGUUCCCAACGAGAACCUCCCCACCUACAAGGUGGUGGUAGUGGGCGAUGGUGGCGUGGGCAAGAGCGCGCUCACCAUCCAAUUCUUCCAAAAGAUCUUUGUGCCGGACUACGACCCCACCAUCGAGGACUCGUACAUUAAGCACGCAGAGAUUGACGGACAGUGGGCCAUCCUGGACGUGCUGGACACAGCCGGGCAGGAGGAGUUCAGCGCCAUGAGGGAGCAGUACAUGCGCACGGGCGACGGUUUCCUCAUCGUAUACUCGGUGACGGAUAAGGCGAGCUUCGAGCAUGUGGAACGAUUCCACCAGCUCAUCCUGCGCGUCAAAGACAGAGAGUCAUUUCCCAUGGUCCUUGUGGCUAACAAGGUGGAUCUGCUGCAUCUAAGAAAAAUCUCCACGGAGCAGGGCCAGGAGAUGGCAAGCAAGUACGAUAUUCCAUACAUUGAGACAAGUGCCAAGGAACCUCCCUUAAAUGUGGACAAGGCGUUUCACCAGCUGGUCAGAGUCAUACGCAGGUGCCUGAGCACGACUGCAAGAAGAAAAAGAAAGAGAAGUGGAGAAGGGAGCGAGUGAGAGGGUCCAGGAUCAAGUGUGCCACGUCCUAGCGUGGCACCCAUGGACAGCCGAGCCUCAUUGCCACGCGACAUCGCUAAGCUAAUAAUGCCACGCUGGUGGCCUUUGGAAAAUUGCACUGCGGCGUGAUGUGGGGGAAAAAAAUUAGAUGUUAUUGCACUAGUAACCUGUACACGAGAGGACUGUCGAUGCUGAAAAUAUAUGGUGAUGAUGGCACUGUCCUGGGGGAACGGUCACACCCUUGCACGAGCUGCACCACCCUUGACAACACAGCAGCAGAGGUGUUGAUGCCUGCAAGGUUCAGCAUUUUUCGUUUUUCAAGAAAUGCUUCACACCAACAUUAUGUAAACUCCUCCCCCCCCCCACCCCCACCGUGCCGGUUCAGUACAUCAUUUUAUGCUAAUUCCUUUGUCAAGGCGUUUUUUGUUUC